Messenger RNA from Mercenaria mercenaria, 6395 nucleotides. RefSeq lists its product as uncharacterized. NCBI's taxonomy places the organism in Eukaryota, Metazoa, Mollusca, Bivalvia, Venerida, Veneridae. The record is from RefSeq and is a predicted model, not a curated record. The transcript has 2 exons. Bases 3 to 1202 code for a protein of 399 amino acids.
AUAUGAGUUUGAGUUUCUACAUCUUUUUGGUCAUAUUAGAAAACAGGAUGGCGCACACAAAUGAAGAACAUUACGCUGUCGUAUCGGUUUCUUCUGACAAUUUAGAAUUAAAUGGUUACAUGUGUAUGCCUUGUAAUCAAAACUGUAUUAACAGAAAAGCUUUAAAUUAUUGUGGAAUUUGUAAGAAACAGUUUUGCUUGGAAUGUCGUACUAAGCACGCGUAUUUGUUUAAAGAGCAUGCGAAUUACAUGCUUGGUAAGAACUCUAAAUGGGACUGGGAAGUUUUGGAUACUUACACUGAUAAAAAUGAAAAAUGGUCAAGCAACUCUCUAAAGUAUGUGGAGGACACAAAGGAACUGAGUACAGAUGAUGGGGCUACUAACAACCUAAGGGUUGUGAACAUGAGAGUAUGCAAUGUUAAAGUUGAAAAUGACAGGCGUCUGUGUUCCUGCAAUAUUUCCAGUUGUUGUUUUUUGCCAGACGCAAGAAUCGUUCUGACAGACAGCAGCAAUCGACGUUUAAAACUACUUUCCGAGGACAAAUACGUCAUGGCACUGUAUGAACUACCAGAAGAACCGCACGAGGUAUGUUACGUCGAUGGAAACGAAAUUGCAGUAACAACGAAAGGGAAUAUGGUGAUGGUUUUUCAGAUUACCAACCAUGAAAUAGAAGAGAAAGGCGUUCUUACAUUUAAACACGAGUGUUGGGGAGUCGCAUACAGUAACAACCAGUUUUACAUAGGAGAUUUCCAAAGCAUUUACGUCUAUACAAGAGAAGGCAAGCAAAUCUAUUUGCUUUACUCAAAUAUGUCUAUGGGAAAGAAAUCGGUUAAUUCGUUCGCAGUUAGUGAAGACGGGAAAAAGAUAUAUAUUGCUAAUUAUGAUGCCAGCGUUUUAAGGACCAUCGAUGUACACGGCAAGACGCUUGCUACGUUGAAGGAUCCGUGUAUGAAGAAUCCGGCAGGUGUGUGCGUUGGGAAUAACGGAAGUGUGUUUGUUUGUGGUGUAAAAUCCAACUCCAUCGUUCAUGUAGAUGGUGAUGGUACGAAAAAACUUGGGGUGAUAUCGAAGUCAGACGGCUUGUCGAGUCCGCAGUCAAUCUGCUUCAACAGCAUAGAGUCUACGCUAGUGGUUUGCCAGCAGAAGAAUAAUGCAAUCCUUGUGGUUGCAAUCAACUCUGUAGCUUCCGAGGCAUUACAAUAAUUAUGCGUGCUUCAUCUGCCGCUUCAUAUAUAUUCUAAAAGUUAAAUUCUAUCAUAUGAUGCGAGCUCGAGUUUUGAGCUUAGUUAUAAUAAACAGGUACGUACCAGGAAAUAAUCAAUAGUCAUACCAGAAGCAAUUUGCAUAACACUGUAAUGCAUACAAUGAUGUACAUUUGUACCGGAAAUUGUAAAUAUCGUCGGCUACAUGGUUUGUUAGUGACCAAAUACGGGACUGCAAAGGAGGAACAAUACAUUGAAUCUGGCCAGCAACAAUGUAAAGAUCUUUCUUUGCCGAAUACCUUUUACUUUUACUUCAGUUUUUCAAUAAUGAUCCAACUCUCUGAUUGUUUGACGAAACCAACGGAAGAUGUCCUGGUGGACUAAGUUGCUUUGAUGGUUGUUUCCUGCUUCUUUUUCGGACCCUCACUGGUGUUUGUUUCCAUACUCUGUCUUCCGCAUAGCCAUUGAGAACACGCGUAUAUGAUUCAUGAGGAUUUUUAUAAUUAUCUGCACGAGCUUUUUGUUUUAUACAUCAGACAUUGUGUUACAAUUGCGUGUGAAAGAAAUUAUUUUGGGAGUUUUACUUUUAUUUACAAUGUCUUGUUACUUUGAAAUAUGGGUGAGAUAAACAGUGAAUGUUAAUGUGCAAUUAACCGGUGUUUUACACAUGCGUGUAGGAAAUUUCUAAUAUCUACUAUAAUUUGUCAGUAAACUGAUCUUGUUCCUCGCUACACAAUGAUCAAAGUACACAGUACUAACGCCUCCACGCCCCCCCCCCCCCCCCACCCGCCAUGAUAUGGGUAUGAAACACCACUUGUAAUAUAGAAUUCUAUAUGUAAGAAAGUCAUCCAGCUGGCUUACAGAAGGUUCGUGGUUCAACCUAGGUACCCACCUCAAACGCCUGAUAUGAUGCACGGAGGGGCAAUUGGGGUCUUCUUCCAACAUCAAAAUGUGGAAAAGUCACCAUAUGACCUGAACUGUAUCGGUAUGACUCUAACCUUAUAAUUUGUACUAAGAGCACUUCAGUAAUACCACCUCGGUAGCCUAGUGGUAGAUCGCCUGCUUCAAGUGUGCGAGGACGUGGGUUCGAUCCCAGGCAACGUCAUACCAAAUAUGUAUAAAAUGGUACUAAGUAGCCAAGUAUUCAGAUGAGCGAUAAUAUGACAUCGUGGCUCUCUUAUUUAAUGAAUCUUAUUAUUAUAUGAGUAUAACGAUAACAAAGUUCCGAAGCCCAUUUCGCUUAAAAUAUCCAGUAAUAGACCUACAGAAAAAAAUAACAGCAAGUGUGAUUCGGAAUACCCUAACUCGUGGAAAUCGGUUAAGCUUUGGUCGUGUUCAUGGAAGUCGGACGAAGUGAACAAUUUUUAUAAAUGUGAUCAUGUCAUUGUAAUUGUAAUGUAAUAGUCAAAAUGAAAAUAAAAGGGAGUUAUUGUACAUGUUGGAGCAUUAACCGAAUUACAUUUUCUGAGCAUUUGUUAAGAAUACCUUCCUUUGUCUCGACUACUUGACUGUCUUGUCCUUGUUUCCCAGCAUUCAUAUUUAGUGCAGAUAAACCUCUGUCCUAUUUUGGGAUAAAUGACAUAAUAUUUCUCACGAAAUUACAAAAAUAGGAGCCGGUUUAAAAACUCGGUUAAUGUACUUUUGCAAUGGUAUAUCUAUGCUUUGAGAAUAGUUUAUAUGAACCAUGACCUUGGUCGUUAGAACAUUGCUUUAAGCACGAUGUUCUUCAUUUAACAAAGUAAAUUAAAUUGCAUACUGCACAUAAAUGGUGCUUAACCUGAAUUUGUUUAGUCUGUACCACAGGCACUUUGGGUCAGGACACCCAUCUCUCCGCCGCCCCUGUCAAAUGUUGGCCAAUAAUUUAGCUUUAUAGCACGUACUGAGCAAUGGCGGCGAUCAUAAAAGUUUUAACGUGUUUAGUUACAAUUUUAGUAUGAUCGUCAACUAGGGUCAGUACGUGUCAUAAUUCUAAAAAAUACUGGCAGGGGCGGAAGAAGGUGGGGUCCUGACCCAAAGUAUCUGUGGUCUGCGCCCCUGCCAAGGUGUAAAGUGGGAUUGUAUAUGAAUAUUAAUCAACACCCUCAUAGUACAGAGACAGUACCUGAAAUUUUUACUUAUAAUUAUUAUAUAUUGACCUGUAGUUUUAUGAAAACAAAGUGCCAAACAUUGUCUUUCUGACAACUUCGGGUGCGUAAAUGUUGGUAUUGUUAGAGGAGCAUCUUUAACCCUUAACCUGCUAUAUUUCUACAAUGGACAGGUCCAUCUUUCAAUUUGGACAGUACCACUUAUUACUCCAAGGGGUUUUCACUGAAAAUUUACUGACUGAAUAGCGAACAGUGCAGACCAUGAUCAGACUGCACGGAUGGUCUGCACUGGUCGCAAAGGCAGAAUCAUCUGCCGCCAGCAGGCUAAGGGUUAAUAAUCUAGAAGAAUAGUCUUUGAAAGUAUAGAUCGCAACCACGUGGAAUUAAUAGCAAUCUGCAAAGUUGGUGUGAUUGAGUCGGUUCGUGAUAGGUAUUUCCUUUUAUUCCAGACUGAUAAAAUAUAUUUACCGGUAAAGCAAUGUAUAUGUAGAACCAUAGUAUGCCUACACAUCUAUAUCUAAGUACGAUUUUUUUCCCCCAAACCGAACCUGCAAUACAUGGUAAAAUGCUAAAAAAUAUUGGCUAAACUUAACUAGGAGUGGAGGAGAAUGGGGUAUGCGGGGGUCCGAAUCCCAAGUGUCUGUGGUAUUAACCAAACAUAACGAGUAAAGAAAUAUUGUUGCUGUUGUUUUUUGUUUUUUGUUUUUGUUUUUUUUUUCUCAGUUGUUUUGUAUUUUUGAAACAAGCAUCGCUUUUAGUCAGGCUAUGGACAUGAUGCAAUGCUAAAAUACACGUGCCCACGAGGGAAUGCUGCGCGCAACAGAUCUUCAUCUUUAAACUGAAUAAUCUAAUAUAGAUGUAGUAAUUUGCUACUAAAUUCCAGUGUUUAAGAACAUAUACAGGCUAUUAAGAAAGGAUUUAAAAAACACAAAUAUCACUUUUGAUCUGACUAAAGACUAAAACUAGCAUGCGAUAAAUAAUACUUCAGUACAAAGCACGUGGCCGCGUUGUUAAAACAACAGAUCCUUAUGUUGAAUCCAAACACUUUAAAAUUAACCUAGUACUACAAUGUGAAAUCAACUACAUUUAUGUAAAGUGAUCUUCACAUUUUCUUUAUAUCAUUUAGAAGCCUUGUAUGGAAGCUGACAUGCCAAAAACUAAGUACAUGAAUUUUGUUUAAUUUGGUUUACACCGUUUUGUUUCUCAACAUAAUUUUAGUUAUAUACUAUUCUUUACUACUUCACUAGUUACUGCCAGCUUAAAGGUGGACUUAUUAUAUCUUUUAAAGGGACAUAUGCCUCCAUCAAAAACAUCACACUAAAAAAAAAUAAAGAAAUAGACAGCCGUCUAUAAAAUAAUAAAAUUCAUAAUAUGAUAUUACAUGUAUUUUAUUUUGAUAAUUUAUGUGUAGAGAAAACAUACUAUUUUACAUCAUAUUACUCUGUUGUUAAUGCAACAGGAAGCUUUGCUUCGUGCGUUUUUGCAAGACAGUUUUCAGAAAUGAUCUAGAAUAAUGAAUCACCUUUUUACUUUUAUUUACAACUACUAACGCAAUGUCAUGAAAGUAUUUUCUAUAUAUAAUUCUGUAAGUUUGAAAUAAAUCUGGAUGCUUGUCUUUUUAAUAAUAUCCUGCGUUAACGAACAUUCACUAUGCAGGGACCUAAUUCCUGACCUUUUAAAAAUUAUCUGCAUGUUCUGUUUCCAAAAAGGCUUGCGACAUGCAUUUGAUCUGCUUCAAAAUAAUCUCCUAAAACAAAUUCAAAAAUAUGCAGUCCAUUCUUGUGUCCGUUUUCUUUUCGACAAAAUGUAAGUUUUCUUACCUUUGGAAACAACGCUUUCAAUGUUCCAGUACCCCUUUUUCUUGUGGAUUUUGACGAGUAACCACACAGAAGUAGAGGCUUAAGUGUGGAACCAGACAAGCAUUGUCCAACAGUGGAUAAGUAGGCUGAACACCACUAAAUCCGACUGUUCUUUAUUUCAUACAAAAUCCACUUAUUUUACAACGGUUUUUCGACAUUUUGUAGCAUAUCAGAUUUUCAGAGACUUAUAUUCCCAUAAAGAACUCUAUCGCUGCUAUAGAUAAACAAAAAGAAAAAGGGGUGUUUACUUUAAUAUAAGUAACCUAUAGUUCGUUAAAUACAACGUCCUUUCCGCUACUUUCAAUGUCUCUUUUCGAGCCGCCAUUUUACCUAGCAUACAAUAGGAACAUGCCGCUUUCAUUUAGAAUCAGCAUCCCAGAUCGAGCUACUACAUUGUAUUACAAAACCCUAUUUCUUAGCGUUUUAAACGUUUCGUGCUAGAAUAGCAUUAGUGCAUUAUAUUCCAUGUAUUAACAUUUGCAGUAUCCCUCUGGAUAGGUCGGUACCCUCGCCCUACCGGGCUCGGGCACCAACCAAUCCCAAGGGAUUCUGCAGAUGUUAUAAUACGAGAAAACAUGCGUUAUCCGAACAGAGUAGUGACGUUGAUGUUAAUUAAGGAAAUGGGUCCAUAAUGACAGUCGGCCAUUUCCGUUCGUUUACGUAUUGUCCGCGUGCCAUUUCGGCAUUCUUCGGUCGUUAUCUGUUAUGACCGAACAAUGCCUAAAUCGAAUACGGAGGUCACGUAAUCGCACGGAAAUUUCCGACUUUCAUUACGGGUUAACUAUCUUAGUAAACUUUCGGUCACUCUUACCAGUAGUGGCUUGUUCGAAUUCCGCUGUUUUCUUUUCUCUUUUUCACGGUUUCUGGUUACAAAACUGAGAUUACAGACUAGUUCCAAUGCUUGGAACCGUGGUAUUGGUCAUUUUGUGUUUAUAAUCAACCAAUCAAAAACUGCAGUUUUAAGAAUGGUGUGCAAGCGUAGUUUUAUAACUUUGGUUAAUUUCUAGUUUUCUAGGGAAGCGUGUUUCUUUUCUAAAUCGAACUGAGACGGAGUAAUGCAUUUAGAGAAGGGAAAUAACUCUGUCGAGUUUAAAAUGGACAAUCCGUAUUCAAGUGGUUUGUGAUUAACAUGUUGUAGUUUACAACAGCUAGAACUUGUACAACAGCUCAAUAGUUCACGGUCGCCAUGAACUUUUUCGGUUUAUAUAUUAUUUUAUAGAUGUCCUAACUAUACUUUACCGAAUAAAAUGU